Molecule: messenger RNA, 1845 nt
Organism: Aegilops tauschii subsp. strangulata
Lineage: Eukaryota; Viridiplantae; Streptophyta; Magnoliopsida; Poales; Poaceae
Product: indole-3-glycerol phosphate synthase, chloroplastic
Biological process (GO): L-tryptophan biosynthetic process
Molecular function (GO): indole-3-glycerol-phosphate synthase activity; phosphoribosylanthranilate isomerase activity
Source: RefSeq, a predicted model, not a curated record
CGGUACGCGCCCCUCCUCUCGAUCCACCCCCUCUCGCUGCGUUUUCUCUUUCCCUCGUCUCCCACUCCGCCGCCGCCGCCGCCGCCGCCGCCCCAUCUGCCGCUCCGCCACUGCCCCUACUGCUCCACCGGACCGGCCUCUUCUUCGAGCGCGGCGGCAGGAGCAGCUCCACCUCUCCACUCCCCCACGCGAGAACGCUCCUAACCCCACCCCCAUGCCCCGCGCCCCCGCCAGGAAAGCAGUCGCCCGUGCCCCCACCUCCAUCUUCUCUCAUCUUUCCCUUUCCCUCCAUAAAUCCCGACUACUCCUCUAAUGGAGGCGCUCGCUACCGCACCCGCGCCGUCACGUCCAGGCCUCCCACCCCCGACCCGCUGCUCCCAUCUCCUCCGCCCCAAAGCCCUAACCACCUCCAAGCUCCCUCGCCGCGUCAUCGCCGCCCUUCACAUGGACGGCGCCUGCGCCGCACCUCUUUGCUGCACUCCCGCUGAGACGGAUGCGGCGGCGACGACCUCGGACCAGACUGAGACGGUGGUCGAAGCCACCGAGCAGGGCAACAACGGGGCCCCGGCGGCGGACGCCCCCGCCGCCAGCAUCGAGGGGCUCGACGGGAUAAAGAUCCGGAGGCGCCCGGUCACAGGCCCGUCCGGGCACCACGUGGGCCCCUUCCAGUUCCGCCUCGAGAACGUGGGGAAUACGCCGCGCAACAUCCUCGAGAAAAUUGUCUGGAACAAGGACGUUGAGAUUUGGCAGAUGAAGGAGAAAAUGCCCUUGUACAGGCUGAAAGGUCUGCUGGACAAUGCGCCUCCGGCCAGGGACUUUGUUGCUGCGCUGAAAGCGUCGUAUGAUCGGACUGCUGUGCCUGCUCUGAUUGCGGAGGUUAAGAAGGCUUCGCCAAGCCAGGGGGUUCUCAGGAAGAAUUUCGACCCGGUCGAGAUCGCUCAAGCAUACGAGAAAAAUGGAGCAGCAUGCUUAAAAUUCUUUCAGGUUAAUAGUUUCUUCUCUAGGAGAUUUGGAUCCUUAUUUUCAUAUGCUGUGGAGUUAUCUGUACCGAAGAUACUUGGCUUCCUUUGAUAUGCAACCAGGGAAGUUUCGACUACUUGGAGGCUAUACGCAAUGCUGGAGUAAAGAAUUAAUAUGUUGAUGGAAGGGGAAGGCAUAAAUUUUGGGGACAAUGCUCGGACAACACUGUCAUGGUCCCAUAUGUUCUUCAGUGUUGUUACAUAUCCGAAAAUUGUUUUGGCACCAUUGCUGGAAGUUUAGCUAUCAUGGAUCCCAGCUAUCAUGGAUUUUAUUGGAGCCCCGCUAUAAUGGAUUUUCCUAAAUUUUGGCGCACCAUGUCUGGAAGUUUAGCUACAAGGGGGAAAUUUUUUGAGUGAUGAUAGGACGCAUUCUCUCUACCAUGUGGAGAUAAGGAAAGCGUAGGAGGAAAGGAAAAUAUCAAUUUCCCAUCAAGCUUCCCUUAUAUUUCACUUCAAUGGUGGCAGAUCCAUUGUUGAUUUCUAUCUAAGUUCAAUGAGGCAUUUAUUCUUCAGGAUCAUUACUACUUGGAGAUGUAAUUAUUGUUGAGAGUUUAGUAAAUAUUGGAGGAGUGAUUAAGAAGCUACAUGGUAUACUGAGGUUUUGCUUUUCGAACACACUGUUGCACAAUUUAGAUUUUAUUGCUUGUUGUAUAUUAAAAUAGUGCAGCCCAGUGGGAUUUAUAUGUCUCUUGUACAGAUGAAUUGUUUGUUAAAAUACAUGCACAGAGGUGGAGCUCCUUCAAAUGUAAGUACUUGAUAGUGUUCCCAAGUUAUGUUCGUGUAAGGGCGGAUGAAGAGAUAUGUCAAUUUGUUUUCUUGCAAUGUA